Messenger RNA from Nanorana parkeri, 1067 nucleotides. RefSeq names its product pyrimidine-specific ribonucleoside hydrolase RihA-like. Bases 40 to 960 code for a protein of 306 amino acids. Lineage: Eukaryota; Metazoa; Chordata; Amphibia; Anura; Dicroglossidae. The transcript is spliced from 5 exons. Gene Ontology annotation, molecular function: hydrolase activity, hydrolyzing N-glycosyl compounds. The record is from RefSeq and is a predicted model, not a curated record.
GCUACUUACUAAUAUAAAGUUUUCCUUUCUUGAAUAAGAAUGUCUAAAAAGUUGCUGCUGGUAGAUGUGGACUGUGGGGUGGACGAUGCUCAAGCUUUGAUGAUGGCUCUGGCAGCCCCUGAGGUUGAGAUUGUUGGGAUAACUUGUUGUUUUGGGAACACCACCGUUGAAAAUGUCUGCAAGAAUGUACUGCGUGUUCUCCAAGUGUGUAAAAGGAUGGAGAUUCCAGUGUUUUGUGGAGCAUCUCAGUCAGUUUUAGGAGAAAUUAAUCCAGAAUUUACACAUUUUGGAGGUGAUGGGUUAGGAGAUGAAAAAGACCCACACAGUCCAGGACUGGAGCACAUACAAGAAGAAGAUGCUGUCCAUGCUUUAAUAAGGAUAAUCAGUCAGCAUGAGAACCAAAUCAGUGUUGUAGCAGUGGGACCUUUGACCAAUCUGGCUUUGGCAGCAAAAAUUGACCCUACUCUUCCAAAGAAGAUUAACAAAUUAUAUAUCAUGGGAGGAAAUCUUGAAGGUAGAGGAAACAGGACUGUAUGUGCCGAAUUUAAUUUCUACCUGGAUCCAGAAGCUGCUUAUAUAGUAACAAAUGAAUUUACAUGCCCCAUCUUUAUUGCUGCUUUGGAGUUCACACGGGAACAUGGCCUCGCAAUGGAGUAUUUCAGAAACUGGGUGGAACAAGACACUGACAAAGCCAGGUUUAUGAAGAAGAUUACAGCGAAGUUACAACAGAAAUACGGCUUUGUUUCCUAUGACUCUUACGCCAUGGCUGCAGCAAUUGAUGAAAGCAUUGUAACAGAAUACCUAGAGUGUGCCGUGAGUGUGGAGCUUCAUGGCAGAUAUGCCAGGGGGAUGCUGGUGCUGGACACUGAGGAUAAGUGGAAGAAACAGCCAAACGUUGUCCUGAUGAAAAGAUGUGACCUUCAAAAAUUUAAAGAACGAUUAUGGGCUGCUCUGCAAUAAAAUAAAUACAACUGCAUUUGAAUAAUGAGCUUUUUUUUUUCUCCUUGAACUAUAUAGCUUGAUGAAUAAUAAGCAAAGUUUUCAUACAGUCUAAGCAUUUCGGAUAA